AUGAAUAGAAUUUUUAAAAUAAGAUUUAGGAAGAAGACUUGCAGUUCACGGAGAUAUUUUCGAGGAAUUUUUGUCUGUCUGGUGGUUGCAAGCAGCAUACUCAUUUUGAUUUUCUUGUUCGCUUUGCACAUUCGCAAACCAGCUGUGUUCACGCUUUACACAUGCCUGGGUUCAGAAAACCCUGCAGCAGGAUUGUCAGUUUCAAACUACGAGGCGUUUUUACAAGGACAUCUUUGUAAACACAACUUUAACGAUAGUGUCUUAAAUAAGCAUCGACUGUUAGAUUUGGAAGGGGAUGAUGUUUUGAUUUAUCUGCACAUACAAAAGACAGGAGGUGGUUCUUUUGGUCGGCAUCUAGUUCACAACCUAGACGUGAAGUUUCCUUGUAAGUGUUUACCUGGGAUUAAGAAGUGUGACUGUUUGACGAAGGCUAGGAGACAUUGGUUGUUCAGUCGUCAUGCUACUGGGUGGAUGUGUGGUCUUCAUGCAGACUGGACAGAGCUGGCCGACUGCAUUGAUGUGUGGUUUCAACACAACGAUGCAAAGUCAAGAAAACAUCGAAUCUACCAUUACUUGACUUUUCUUCGAAAUCCAGUGCAUCGAUUUCUGAGCGAGUGGCAGCAUGUGCAUAGAGGUGCUACAUGGAAAGCUGCAAGACUUCAUUGCAAUGGAAAAGGUGCAUCACUGGACGAAGUUCCAUUCUGUUUUAGUGGUGUCAAUUGGUCCGGGGUUUCACUGGAUGAGUUUCUGUCUUGCAAACACAACUUGGCCUUCAACCGCAUGACCCGAAUGCUGGCAAAUUUAUCAAAAGUUAACUGCUACAACCACACAGGGCUCAGCCAGGAGCAGGUUGAUCAGAUCCUCCUCCAAAGUGCCAAGGAAAACCUCUUAGAUUUUGCAUUUUUUGGGAUUUUGGAAGAACAACGAAAGACACAGUUCCUGUUCGAGAACAACUUGGGCAUCAAAUUUAUCACUGACUUCCAACAGAAAGAUGAGACUCAUGCAUCCCAUGUAGAAAUUUCUGAUGAAAUGAUGCAGAGAGUUCUAGAAAAAAAUCGGGUGGACAUUGAACUCUACCAGUAUGCCAAGGAUUUGUUUUUACAACGUGUGGUGUAUACGGAAAAGAGACUAGGGCAGACUGUUCAAGAGUACUUCAACCACGCACAAGAUGCCUUAGAAAACUCUGGGGCUGAUAACAAGAACGUGAGAAAGAUUCAGCAUGAGGAUGAGUAUGAUAAUGAAGAAGAGUAUGUUGAGGAAGUGAAUGUUUAUCCAGGUAAAGGUAAUAUACAAGCAAUUAGAUGA
This is a messenger RNA of Candidula unifasciata, 1305 nucleotides long. NCBI's taxonomy places the organism in Eukaryota, Metazoa, Mollusca, Gastropoda, Stylommatophora, Geomitridae. The record is from the annotation of a GenBank genome assembly.